AUGACUGUGAAGGUUGACUACUUGGCCGUUGGCCGUCGGAAGCGAGAGCAACGAAGUGCUCUGAUCCCAGCAAAGUGGCGGCUUAGCGAAGAGGCAGGCAGGACUCUGCCAGUGACAAGCACACCCGAGACAUGUGGAAGAUUGUCUCGUCGCGAAGUCGAGAUCACCUCACGAUACGAUGCAGUCGAGCUGCAGUCGAAGAUCCGGACAAGGGAGCUCUCUGCUGAGGAGACGACUCUCGCUUUCUGCAAACGAGCAGCCAUAGCUCAGCAGGUGACUAACUGUCUUACGGAGAUCUUCUUCGAACAGGCUCUGACCAGAGCCCGCGGCCUGGAUGCCGAACAAGCCGCUCGUCCUGAGCGACCAUUGAGGCCGCUGCAUGGGCUACCAAUAUCGCUGAAAGACAGUUUCCGGAUUCCGGGUGUUGACUCGACAGUCGGGCUGAUAUGUUAUGCUAACCGACCGGAUACUAAGUAUUCUGAAUUACCACAACUGCUUCUCGACCUCGGAGCAGUCUUGUUCUGCAAAACGAAUGUGCCUCAAACCAUGAUGACCGCAGACUCGGACAACAAUGUCUUUGGACGGACUUUGAACCCGACGAACACUUCGCUCACGGCCGGAGGCUCUUCUGGUGGCGAAGGUGCCCUUGUUGCAAUGCGUGGCAGUAUUCUUGGCGUAGGUACAGACGUCGCUGGCAGCAUCCGGAUACCGAGCAUUUGCAACGGUAUCUAUGGCUUCAAACCAAGUGCAGAUGUGAUCCCGUGGGGCGAUCAGGCUGAUGUUGUGCCAAUGGGCAUCCCUGGGAUCUGUCCUGUUGCUGGACCUACGGCUACAUCGGCACGAUCCUGUGCCUUCUUCAUGGAGACUAUCAUGCGAGCUGAAGCGUGGCGGUAUGAUGCUUCGUGUCUGCAUCUUCGGUGGUCCGGCGCCAUGAUCCCGCCGCAGCUCAAGAUCGGUGUUGUCUACAAUGAUGGGAUGUUCACGCCAUGGCCACCAAUUCGGAGAGUGUUGACAGAGUCUGUGGCUAAACUAAUCAAAGCUGGCAUCGAGAUUGUGCCGAUAGCUUUGCCUCAUGUUCCGGAAGCGGUCUCUACCACAUAUCAAUUGUACUCUGUCGAUGGGAGCCAGGCAAGUUGCUAUCGAGUGGAUCGCGGGGAUUUGGCUAAGCUGACAAUCUGA
Messenger RNA from Recurvomyces mirabilis, 1179 nucleotides. RefSeq lists its product as uncharacterized. Bases 1 to 1179 code for a protein of 392 amino acids. NCBI's taxonomy places the organism in Eukaryota, Fungi, Ascomycota, Dothideomycetes, Mycosphaerellales, Teratosphaeriaceae. The transcript has 2 exons. The record is from RefSeq and is a predicted model, not a curated record.